CAGACUGAUACUAGAUUGUAAACAUGUUUUCAAGUGGUCUAUGUCACAUUAAAUUGAUGAAUAAUGAUUGUUUUAUUUCAAAGAUAUUUAUUUACACUAAUCUUCAAAAUAUAUGUAUUUACUUAUAAAAUACCAAAUUCAUAAGGGUUUAAUAGAAAAAUAUGCCAACUUAUCUGACCCCUAAUCGUCAUGGAUACUCUGUUCGAUUUUCACCAUUUCAGUCUAACAGACUGGUAUGUGCUACUUCUCAAUACUUUGGAUUAGCAGGUGGCGGAACAUUAUUUGUGCUUGAUCUUGUUUCAAAUGACAGUUUUGAAGAAGUUGCUCGGUAUGAAUGGCAAGAUGGUUUAUUUGAUGUAGUAUGGAGUGAAUCAAAUCCAAACAUACUUGUUGCUGCAAGCGGUGAUGGAAUUCUACAUAUAUGGGAUGUUAAUUCUCCCAAGGCUCCUGCUAAAAUUCUGAAAGAACAUAAAAAAGAAGUUUACAGUGUUGACUGGAGCCAAACUAGGCAAGAACAACAUGUUUUGUCUGCAUCAUGGGACUGUUCAAUUAAACUGUGGGAUCCAACUAGAAGUUCGUCACUUUCCACAUUCCUUGGCCAUUCACAGCUGGUAUAUAAUGCUAUGUGGUCUCCUCAUGUCCCAUCAUGUUUUGCUUCUGUGUCAGGUGAUGGCACCAUGAAAAUAUGGAAUUCAAAUGUUCCACAGAAGGCAUCAAUGACUAUGAGAGUGCAUGACGCAGAAGUUCUGAGUUGUAGUUGGUGCAAAUAUGAUGCAAACAUCUUAGCUACCGGAGGAUCUGAUGGUCUCAUCAGGGGUUGGGAUCUGAGGAGUCUUGCUUACCCAAUAUUUGAGCAAAAAGGUUGUGAAUAUGCUGUUAGAAGAGUUCAGUUUUCACCACACUACCUAUCGAUUUUGGCUUCAGUUUCAUAUGAUUUUACAACCAGGAUUUGGGAUUUUAAGGCCUCUUCAGAAGCUGUUGAAACAAUUAGGCACCAUUCGGAAUUCGUAUAUGGUUUAGACUUUAAUAAUCAUAUAGAAGGACAAAUUGCAGAUUGUGGCUGGGACUCUCUUAUUCAUGUCUUCACUCCUAGAUCUCUCACUUCGCUCUCUUCUUGUUAAUAAUUAUCAUUUUUAAAUUGUUUAAAAAAAAUGCCCUAGCAAUAUCUUUAUUGUUGUAUAAUUAUAUGUAUAUAUAUUUAAGUAAUUGUAUAUAUGUGAAUAUAAAUAAAUGUUAUAAAUAAUGAACUGCUGAUUAUUAUAAAAUCAAGUUUUGAUUAUAUAGAUUAAAAGCUUGUAAAAUACAAGAGAAUUUUUUUUAAUUUUGUUGUUGCCUUUGUUGAAAGUGUCAACUUUAUGUUAUUAUUUAAAAUAAUUUUGAAAGCUUUAAAGAUGG
This is a messenger RNA of Nezara viridula (southern green stink bug), 1395 nucleotides long. Lineage: Eukaryota; Metazoa; Arthropoda; Insecta; Hemiptera; Pentatomidae. The record is from the annotation of a GenBank genome assembly.